Triticum turgidum subsp. durum (durum wheat) is the source of this 1467-nucleotide messenger RNA. NCBI's taxonomy places the organism in Eukaryota, Viridiplantae, Streptophyta, Magnoliopsida, Poales, Poaceae. The record is from the annotation of a GenBank genome assembly.
AUGGAGAGCAUGCCGGAGGAGCGGCGGCCGAAGCUUUCUGACGCCGGAGGCGGCGAGGACCGUCUUAGUGCAUUGCACGACGACGCCCUCAUCCAGAUCCUCCUCAAGCUCCGUUGCCUCGCUACAGCCGCCCGGACCAGCGUCCUCUGCCGCCGUUGGCGCCACCUUUGGGCCCUCCUCCCGAAGCUGCACUUCUACAACGCGACAGACCCCCGCCGCAUACGCUCCGCCCUCGCCGCCCACGAGGCCCCGGCGCUCCAGGAGCUCGUCGUCGUCCAGCAGGACGCCUCUUUCGGGCCCACAGGGGCGUGGCUCCCCAUCGCCGCACGCCGCCUCUCCGGCUUACUGUUUUGCCACUAUCUGUCGCAGAGGGUCAGGGCUAGGAGAAGAGCUGCCUUGAAGCUGCCAUGCUUCGAGAGCGCCACCGGGAUCUCUAUGCGGUUAGGGUUCCUCCGCCUUACGCUGCCGCCUUCCGGCGUGUUCGCCCGACUCAGUCUUCUUCAUCUCUUUCAGCUCCGGCUGCACGGUAUGUGUGAGCUCGGUGCCAUUGUCUCCUCGCCGCGGUGCCCAUGCUUGGGUAGACUCGUCGUCGAUGACGUCCGGGGUGUGGGCGGCCUCGCAAUCCACUCGGAAUCUCUUGGACAAAUUGAGCUAUAUAAUCUGCCCGACUUGCAGCAGCUCACCAUCGUGGCGCCAUCACUCCAGCAGCUAAAAGUGCAGGAUUGCUUUGCUCCGGUUGCGCGGCAACCGGUUGCCAGCAUCUCAGCCCCACACCUGCUGCAGCUCGCAUGGAUAGAUGAUUAUGAUCAAAACUCCGUCAAGCUUGGCGAGAUGGCACACCUACAACGGCUUGACCUCCAACAAUUUAUCGUAUAUAGAAAGGACUACAUUAUUGCUUCGCACAACCGUAAUUGUGCGCUUCUUUUGCGGCGCUUUGAACGCCUACACAGUCUUGUUAUCACUCUUCAUUGCCCCCCGGACAUAGCUAACAAGAAAUACUUGAUGGAAGAUAUAACAAGGGUUCCUGAUGUUAAAUUAUUGGGAUUGGGCAUAACAGCAUGUGGACAUUCCUUUGGAGCCAGCUUAUUUCAUGUUCUGCGGAUGUGUACUGCAAUAAGAAGGCUGAAUCUUGGUCUUAUCGUCGCACCUGAACACGAGGCAGAAACUGUGUGCCCAUCAGGUUGUAUAUGUGAUCAGCCGCCAAGCUGGAAAACCAGGGAACUCGUGUUGAAUUGCCUCGAAGAAGUAGAAAUAUUUGACUUGAAAGGAAGUGAGCAUGAAAUCAGUGUUGUGAAUCGUCUAUUCAGUUGGGCACCGGUGCUAAAAAGGAUGACAGUAAAUUUCCAUUACUCGGUCACGGAAAACAAAGCUGAAGAGCUCUGCCAAGUGUUACUAACCUUUUCCAGGCCGGAAAUAUGUAUGAUUUGUAGGAUGCCCAACAUGUCGGAGAAAGUUUUGCAUGCUUAA